GUGCUGAGGGCAGGGCUGUCUACGAUGUGGUCUGAAAAAUAAAUAUUUGUAUGGGCCGGGCGGUCAGGCAGUUCUGUGGACAGCUGCGGUGUUGGUUCAGGGGUCCUCGGUCGGUCAGAGUGCAACACUGAAGCGUUAACGUUAGUUAGUUCAGGUUAGAGUAGAGAACUGAGUUCUGUAUAGUGGAGCUCUGUGUGUAGAGCUGUAUAAAUAUAUAUUUUAUAUAGUAAAGUUAUAUAGCGGUAGGAGCGGGAUGUCGGCUCCACUGGACAAGCCGCAAGUUGUCUCCCACAGUCAGAAGAGUCUGAAUUACUCGCUGUUCGACAGUAAAUGGAUUCCCUGCAGCGCGAAGUUCGUGUGUUUGGGAAGUUCCUGCAGAGGAACCGGAUUAAUGCAGAUCUACGAGCUGCAGCACGGAGACAUAAAGCUCGUUAAAGAGACGGAGAAAACCAAGCCCAUAAAAUGUGGGACGUUUGGAGCUUCAUCUCUCCAGCAGAGGCAUUUGGCCACAGGAGACUUUGAUGGAAAUCUACACGUGUGGAAUCUGGAAGCGCCGGAUGUCCCGGUUUACUCGGUGAAAGCCCAUAAGGAGAUAGUGAACGCUGUUGAUGGCGUUGGAGGUUUAGGUAUUGGAGAUGGUGCUCCAGAAAUCGUUACAGGAAGCAGAGACGGUACAGUUAAGGUGUGGGACCCGAGACAAAAGGACACACCUGUGGCAAACAUGGAGCCAGUCGAAGGAGAAACUAAGAGAGAUUGUUGGACAGUUGCUUUUGGUCACGCCUUUAAUGACCAGGACCGCUGUGUGUGUGCUGGUUACGACAAUGGAGACAUCAAGCUGUUUGACCUGCGGAAUAUGUCUGUACGAUGGGAGAAAAACAUUAAAAAUGGCGUGUGCAGUGUUGAAUUUGACAGGAAGGAUAUCCAAAUGAACAAACUGGUGGCAACAUCUUUAGAGGGCAAAUUCCACGUGUUUGACAUGAGAACUGAACACCCAACCAAAGGCUUUGCUUCUGUAUCUGAAAAGGCUCAUAAGUCUACAGUAUGGCAAGUACGGCAUUUGCCUCAAAACCGAGACAUUUUCAUGACAGCAGGUGGAGCAGGAAACCUGCACUUAUGGAAAUAUGAGUAUCCAGCGAAGAGGAGUGAGAUGGAUGGAGAUGGAGAGGAGAGAGGAGUGGCUGGGACACUGAACCUCCUGCAAAAUGUUACGCUGUCCACGCAGCCCAUCUCCAGCCUGGACUGGAGUCCUGAUAAACAGGGUCUGUGUGUGUGUUCUUCCUUCGACCAGUGUGUGCGAGUACUCAUCGUUACCAAGCUGAACAGAGUGUGAGUCCGUGACUCCAAACCUGUAUAUAUUUCUGCUGUAACUGUAUUUUCCACUCAAAUAUGAACUUUUUAAUGAGUAUACUCACAUACUCAAAUACUCUGUUUGGCAGAGCAGUGUCUCUGUGCUGAUGUGCUCUUUAAUCUGUUUAAAUAUAUUAAAUGGUGUUUUAUACAGCA
This is a messenger RNA of Astyanax mexicanus (Mexican tetra), 1503 nucleotides long. RefSeq names its product dynein axonemal assembly factor 10 (gene dnaaf10). NCBI's taxonomy places the organism in Eukaryota, Metazoa, Chordata, Actinopteri, Characiformes, Acestrorhamphidae. The record is from RefSeq and is a predicted model, not a curated record. The coding region runs from base 254 to 1330 and encodes 358 amino acids. Gene Ontology annotation, molecular function: ubiquitin binding. The transcript is spliced from 8 exons.